AUGGCUCUGGCUUUAGCCGCGUUGGUGUUUGCCUGUUUAUGGUCGUUUGUGUUGCCUGAUGCUCAAGGAGAUGCUUUAUUUGCAUUGAGGAACUCGUUACGUGCAACACCCGAUCAGCUAGGUGACUGGAAUCAGAAUCAAGUGAAUCCUUGUACUUGGUCCCAAGUUAUUUGUGAUGACAAUAACUCUGUCACUUCUGUGACAUUGUCAUACAUGAACUUUUCGGGGACCUUGUCUCCAAGAAUUGGAAUCCUGAAUACCCUCAAGACACUUACUUUGAAAGGGAAUGGCAUUACAGGUGGAAUACCAGAAGAGUUUGGAGAUUUGUCUAGUUUGAACAGCUUGGAUUUGGAGGACAAUCGGUUAACUGGUCCAAUACCGUCCACUCUUGGCAAUCUCAAGAACCUUCAGUUCUUGACCUUGAGUAGGAACAGCCUAAAUGGGAGUGUCCCCGAAUCACUUACCCGUCUUUCAAACCUGAUUAAUCUUCUUCUUGAUUCAAACAAUUUCAGAGGUCAGAUUCCCGAGAGUUUAUUUGAAAUCCCAAAAUACAAUUUCUCAGGAAACAGCUUGAAUUGUGGUAAUCCUAAUCCUCACCCGUGUGUAUCCGAGGAUAAGGGUUCAGGUGGUUCAAACAAACCGAAAACUGGGAUUAUUGCUGGAGUCGUUAGUGCAGUU
Molecule: messenger RNA, 678 nt
Organism: Tarenaya hassleriana
Lineage: Eukaryota; Viridiplantae; Streptophyta; Magnoliopsida; Brassicales; Cleomaceae
Product: probable LRR receptor-like serine/threonine-protein kinase At5g10290
Exons: 8
Molecular function (GO): protein binding
Source: RefSeq, a predicted model, not a curated record